Ipomoea triloba (trilobed morning glory) is the source of this 1398-nucleotide messenger RNA. RefSeq lists its product as uncharacterized. NCBI's taxonomy places the organism in Eukaryota, Viridiplantae, Streptophyta, Magnoliopsida, Solanales, Convolvulaceae. The transcript is spliced from 8 exons. The record is from RefSeq and is a predicted model, not a curated record. Bases 472 to 1074 code for a protein of 200 amino acids.
AUGAAACAAGAUGUGGAUGAGAAGGUGUUGAUAGAUAUCAUUGGCAGAGGUAGAAAUAUACUCUCCUAUAGAGAGGGAUAUUGGUGGGCGAAUGGUUAGGCUAAUCGACUUUGUCCUAGAGGAUGCAAGUGAGAAUCAACUACACUGCACAGUUUGGGAUGGUCAUGUGGAUGAGCUGCUUCCUUAUUUCAAUUCUACUUCAGUUGAGCAAGUUGUUCUAUUGUUGCAGUUAUGCAUACCUAGGUUUCUAGACAGUGACGAAGUCAGAAUUUCCAGUUCAUUUGAUGCGACAAAGUUAUGGUUUCAUCAUAAGAGACCACAGUUUACUAACUUUAAUUUGUGAAGAGUUUGCCUACUGUCUAUACUCCUAUAAGGAGAACUCAAUCUCAGUCUAGGCUGUAUUCAGUGAAGAAGGAAAGAGGAUCAUCAAGUGUGGAGUUUGUUGUCUCUACGAUUAAAAGUGUUUAUGCAAUGGAAGAGUUAGGAGAGUUCUGGAUAGCUUGUAAGACCCUUGGGGUUGAGUCAUUAGAGCAAUGGUAUUACAUUUCCUGUGGACAAAACACUUGCUACAAGAAGGUAGUCCCAAUAAAUGGUUUGCUACACUGUAAGAAGUGUGGUAGAGAUUGGAAAGAAGGUAUUGUUAGGUACAAGGUUCUGUUGCGUGUCAAGGACAAGUCAAUGGAUGUUCCAAUAUUGUUGUGGGAUAGGGAAGUGGCAGAGCUGGUUGGUGUGUCAGCAGAAAAUCUACUUAAGAAAUAUGGGGUGGAAUAUGAGGGUAUUCCUCUUGAGUUGCUGGCUCUUACAAACAGGAAAAUGCUCUUGAAGAUUAAGAUGAAGAAGCAGCAGGUUUAUGGUCUGCAAGUCCCUUUUACUGUGAUUGCUAUUGAUAGGGGAAGUGAUGCAAUAGCUAAAUUUUGUGGUGAUCUUGAGGGUGACGGUGUUGUUGGAGUUGGUUCACCUUUACUGGAUGAUGAGGGCAGUGUUAUGAAUACAGAUGAGGAUUUCUUUGUUGGGCAUGAUGUAGUCAAUUUGGGGGAUGAUUAUGAAGAUGUAGUUGAGGUGAAUGAUGGUUAGUUAUUGCCUGGAAAUGGUGGAGAUGAUUUGGCUGAUGUUCCUUUAGGUCAGGAAUCUGAAAAUGGUUUACAGAAUGCUAUACCACAUUCUGUUAAGAGGUGUCUGCGGGAAGAUUUCACUAAUGUUGUGGUUCCUAAAAAGCGAAGGACUUUGGUCAUCAAGGAAGAAGAUGUUUAGUUUGUUUGUUUUUACUGGGUGUAAGGUUUCAUGUGCUUAUUCUACUACUAUGUGUUAUUCUAAAUUACUCUAAAAUCUGUGCCUAGGAUAUCUGCAUUGUGCAGCUAUUUAACUAGGCUAUUUUGUAUCUGGACUGAUCCUAUGUUA